GGGGCAUGAAGUAGGUGCCCACCUCCCCCACCCUCUUCCAUCUGCUUGCCGUUGCCUUCCUAUCAAUUCCUCUUUUCUUCUACCUCUCUCUUUCAUCAGCGAUGGGACGGAAGAAAGGGUAGGUGCCUCUUUCCUCUUCGUCCAUUGGGUGCCUCCUUUUGAAUGAAUGCGGAGGAAAGAGAAGUAGCAGACUCGAUCGUUGCUUCGGAACCUGGCCAUGGCGCUUGCAGCUUUAGCAGUGCUCUUCUUGUUCCAGCUCUGCCGCCUUUCCCUGUCCUUGAACCAGGAAGGUCUCUACCUGUUGCAAGCCAAGAGGGGGCUCGAAGACCCCGACAACGCACUCUCCGACUGGAACCCUCGGGACUCCACUCCUUGCAACUGGACCGGCAUCACUUGCUCGUCGGCGGGGGCCACCGUCACCAGCGUCGACCUCACCGGCCUCGGCCUUACCGGGCCCUUCCCUGCCUCCCUCUGCCGCAUCCCUAACCUCGCUUUCCUCUCCCUCUCCUGGAACAACAUCAACUCCUCCCUCCCGGACUCCGCCGUCGGUCCCUGCGCCGCCCUCGCCCACCUCGACCUCUCCCAGAACCUCCUCGUCGGCCCGCUCCCCGACGCCCUCGCCGCCCUGCCGUCCCUCGCUCACCUCGACCUCACCGGUAACAACUUUUCUGGCCCCAUCCCGCCCUCCUUCGGCCGCUUCCCCGUUAUCCAGGAUCUCUCGCUCGUCGCGAACCUGCUCACCUCCACUGUCCCUGCCUUCUUGGGCAACCUCACCACCCUCCGCCAGCUUAACCUCUCCUACAAUCCCUUCGCCCCCGGCGGCAUCCCUCCCUCCCUCGGUAAUCUCUCCUCCCUCGAGGUCCUCUGGCUCGCCGGCUGCAACCUCAUCGGCGAUAUUCCGCCAUCGCUCGGUCGGCUCUCGAAGCUUGCCGACCUCGACCUGUCCACCAAUGCGCUCUCCGGGCGUAUCCCGGAGUCCAUCGCCAACCUCUCUAGCGUCGUCCAGAUCGAGCUGUACAAUAACUCGCUCUCCGGUCCCGUUCCGCCGGGCUUCGGCAAGCUCAGCUCGCUGCUCCGCGUCGACGCCUCCAUGAACCACCUCGAGGGGUCUCUUCCGGAGGACCUCUUCGACGCCCCCUUCCUCGAGAGCGUGCAUUUCUACUCGAACCGGAUCACCGGCAGCGUGCCCUCUGGCGUCUCGCGCUCCACGAGCCUGAUCGAGCUCCGGCUCUUUGCCAACCGGCUCAAUGGCUCUCUCCCUGCCGAAUUGGGCAAGAAUUCGCUGCUUAUGGUGCUUGAUCUGUCGGAUAAUCUGCUCUCUGGUGAGAUACCACAGAGCAUCUGCGACCGUGGCGUACUAGAGGAGCUGCUUUUGAUCGACAAUUUGUUCUCGGGUCGCCUCCCGGAAGGCCUCAGCCGCUGCCGGACUCUUACCCGCGUCCGGCUCAGGAACAAUCAGCUGUCCGGCGAGGUUCCUGCCGGGUUCUGGGGAUUACCCCAUCUUUGGCUGCUCGAGCUCAGAGGAAAUUCCUUCUCUGGUGGGAUCUCUCCGGUCAUCUCCAGUGCCGCAAACCUCUCCAAGAUCCUCAUCGACGACAACCAGUUCAGUGGCAGCAUCCCAUCCGAAAUGGGAGCUCUGUCGAAGCUCUACGAGUUCUCCGCCUCGAACAACCGUCUCUCGGGGCCGCUCCCGUCGUCCCUCGGUUACUUGGCGGAGCUCGGGCAGCUCGACCUCCACCACAAUUUCCUCUCAGGCGAGUUGCUUCGUGGAAUCCAAUCGUGGAAGAAGCUCAGCGAGCUGAACCUCGCUGACAACGAGUUCACCGGCCGCAUACCUCCGGAGCUCGGCGACCUCCCAGUGCUCAACUACCUUGAUCUCUCCGGCAAUCUGCUCACCGGCGACAUACCCCUGCAGUUGCAGAACUUAAAGCUCAACGAGUUCAACCUAUCAAACAAUGAUCUCUCGGGCCCUCUUCCACCUCUUUUCGCACGCGACAUCUACCGGGACAGCUUCCUGGGCAAUCCGGGAUUGUGCCACGAGUUCUCGGGCUUGUGCCCUGUUUCACGUGGCACUGGGGAUCGUCACGGCUUCAUCUGGUUGCUCCGCUCGAUCUUCAUGCUGGCUACGUUGGUCUUUGUCGUCGGAGUUGCGUGGUUCUUUUGGCGGUAUCGGAAGUACAAGAAGGCGCAGCUGACACCAGACAAGUCCAAAUGGACGUUGACCUCGUUCCACAAGCUCGGAUUCAGCGAGUACGAGAUCCUGGAUUGCCUCGACGAAGACAAUGUGAUUGGGAGUGGCGGCUCAGGGAAGGUCUACAAGGCGGUGCUAAGCAACGGAGAGAUGGUCGCGGUGAAGAAGCUAUGGGGCACAUCGAAGAAGGACGUCGAGAACGCGAACCAGUCCGUGGACGAUGGUUUCGCGGCGGAGGUCGCGACGUUGGGGAAGAUUAGGCACAAGAACAUCGUGAAGCUGUGGUGUUGCUGCACUCACAAGGACUGCAAGCUUCUGGUGUACGAGUUCAUGCCGAAUGGGAGCUUGGGAGACCUGUUGCACAGCAACAAAGGAGCACUCUUGGACUGGCCGACGAGGUACAAGAUUGCGCUCGAUGCGGCGGAGGGGCUCAGCUAUCUACACCACGACUGCAUGCCGCCGAUCGUGCACAGAGAUGUGAAGUCCAACAACAUCCUGUUGGAUGGUGAAUACGGUGCCAAAGUAGCAGACUUCGGGGUGGCGAAAACUGUGGAGAUGAUGGGGAAGGGACCCAAAUCCAUGUCCGUGAUCGCUGGUUCAUGCGGAUACAUCGCGCCAGAGUACGCGUACACUCUGCGGGUGAACGAGAAGAGUGACAUCUACAGCUUCGGCGUGGUGAUCCUGGAGCUUGUGACGGGGAAGUUCCCGGUCGAUCCAGAGUUCGGGGAGAAGGACUUGGUGAAGUGGGUGACCUGCGCAAUGGAGCAGAAUGGGGUGGACCAUGUGAUUGACCCAAAGCUUGAUGUGCGCCAGCAUAGGGAGGAGAUCAACAAGGCGCUCAGCAUCGGGCUUCUCUGCACCAGCUCUCUUCCGAUCAACCGCCCGUCGAUGAGGAGGGUGGUGAAGAUGCUCCAAGAAGUGAGAGCAGAGAACAGGACCCAGAUCGAGACAAAGGAUGGGAAGCUCUCUCCUUACUACCGUGAAGAAGUGGAUCCCAACUCUUCGGUGUAAGAGCUUCAGCAUCUGGUGAGACAAGAGAGUGUGACUGUAAAUGGAUGGAUCGUCAGUGUGGUCUUAUCUACAACAUGAAUGAAGUGUCAACCAACUGAAUGCUACCGUA
Molecule: messenger RNA, 3311 nt
Organism: Musa acuminata AAA Group (dessert banana)
Lineage: Eukaryota; Viridiplantae; Streptophyta; Magnoliopsida; Zingiberales; Musaceae
Product: receptor-like protein kinase HSL1
Exons: 2
Coding region: 218-3202 (994 amino acids)
Biological process (GO): protein phosphorylation
Molecular function (GO): protein kinase activity; protein binding; ATP binding
Source: RefSeq, a predicted model, not a curated record